AUGGGCUGUACUACCAAGAACCCAACAGCACACCCAAUGCAGAAGCACCAAUUCCAGUCGAAGCAGCCUCCCACCGAUGAUAGAAGCCACUACGGUGGGAGCAGCAGCGGCCAAAAUGCCCCCGGCCGAUUGAUGGUGGAGGGAGAAGGCCGUCGCUCUGUGCGCGAGAAGUUCAACGUCGACACACAGACCGGAGGCGUGUCCUUACAGGUUCCCAUCCAGACUUCACCAGGAUGCAGUGGGUUCGGGUUCGGGCCCUCGUUAGGCCUGGCAUAUAGUUCCGGGUCGGCAGCCGGCAACGGUGUGUUUGGCCUCGGAUGGCAUCUGAGCGGCGCGGAGGCAAUCUCGCGCCAAACCUUGAGAUCCAUUCCAGUCUAUAAUAAUGAUACGGACUCCGUGCACUCCCGUGUCGGUGAGCUCAUACCUGUCGUUGAUGCAGGUGGGUGCUUUGUAGAGACCAUCCGUGGAGCUCAUCGGAUUCGGACAUACCGGCCACGAGUGGAGGGCGAUCCGAUGCGUAUCGAAUACUGGAUCGAAACAGACCAUCCAAACCGCAUUCACUGGAGAGCCAUUACAUCUGAGAAUAUCACGACCAUCUAUGGGAAAGUGGAACAGGCGCGCAUCUCCCGGGGUGCGGAUGAUGGCGGGGCAGAGCGCACCUUUUCCUGGCUGGCGUGUGCGACGUACGACGGUCAGGGAAACGAGAUUGUAUAUGAAUACAAAGCUGAGGACGAAUCUGGAGUUCGACCCGAGCUGGACGUCUGUGAGACUAGUCGUAGUGGCCAGCUGGCGAGUCUUGCGCUCUGCGCCGCCGGACCAACACUGGAUGUUUCAGGUUGUUUUGACUACGGCGAGCAUGACGAAUUUGUCCCCUCCCCUGGAGAUAAGGGCAUAUGGCCAGUUCGCCCGGAUCUCUUCUCCGUGUGCAACGGCGGGUUUGAGUUGCGCACAUAUCGCGUUUGCCGUCAUAUUCUCAUGUUCCAUCACUUCGAGAAGGAGCUAGGCAUGAAGGACUGUCUGGUAGCUGCCACAGCGUUUCAAUACACAUCGGACGCAACGUCACAAGCGACUUUCCUCCAGUCCUGUACAAUACUGGGAUACAGUCCUACAAGCCAGGCUGGUGCAUAUGAGAGCGUGUCCCUCCCACCCACCGAGUUUAAAUACUGUAAGGCUCUCGAACUCGAGAAACUGCAGGCAGAGGAGCUCCAUAUCAACCUCUCGGGACUCUCCAUGCAAGGAGCACAAUGGGUAGACUUCAAUGGAGACGGUGCCCCGGGAGUGCUGGUGGAUAUCCCCAGCGCAAGGUAA
Aspergillus tanneri is the source of this 1308-nucleotide messenger RNA. RefSeq lists its product as uncharacterized. Lineage: Eukaryota; Fungi; Ascomycota; Eurotiomycetes; Eurotiales; Aspergillaceae. The record is from RefSeq and is a predicted model, not a curated record. Bases 1 to 1308 code for a protein of 435 amino acids. The transcript has 2 exons. Gene Ontology annotation, cellular component: cytoplasm.